Molecule: messenger RNA, 345 nt
Organism: Cordyceps fumosorosea ARSEF 2679
Lineage: Eukaryota; Fungi; Ascomycota; Sordariomycetes; Hypocreales; Cordycipitaceae
Exons: 1
Coding region: 1-345 (114 amino acids)
Source: RefSeq, a predicted model, not a curated record
AUGGGCGCGCGGGCCUUGAACGGAGAGUGCCUCGCCGCCACUCUCUGCGGCGACAGCAAGACCGUCUGCUCCGGCGACACGCCCCAGUGCACGGUCAACGACAGCGUGUACGUCGACGACUCUAGCAAGGUCCUCAGCAACUUCGUGUGCUGCCCCAGCACCCAGAAGGCCCUCAAUGGGAAGUGCUAUCCGGGAGACGCGCCGCUCACCCCGUGCUACCAGGCCCCCGGGGUCUGCGACUGGGGAAAGGGCUACUACUGCGCUUGGAAUGAGGGCAAUGCGGACUCCAGAUGCUGCAAGUUUGACGAGUACUUCAAGGGCAACAAUUGCGUGAAGAAGGCCUGA